AGCUUUUCUAUCAUAAUAGAUGGUUCAAAAAGAUUUCUCGUUCUUCUAUCAAAUAUUCUGCUUUUUCCGAGAUACUUGGGUUCAAAUGUCCAUGGACUCGCUAUUUGUUUACUGACUUCAUAUAAUUCAGAAAAUAAUAGUUUUUAAAAGCCUCUGGUUCAUAUCUCUCAUCAAAAGGUACUAUAUCGGAUGGUGUUUACUGUCUAUCUAGCAAACUCCUUGUUAACCCUAGUGAUGAAUCACGAAAUUCAAAUUGAGAUGUCGUUCGUCGAAGAAAAUACGGAAAAGCUCUACGAGGGGUCAAAGAUAGGAUGCAUUCAAACCUUGAAGACACUCAUCCAAGACGACCCGCGUCUCAUUCAAAAAGUUCUAGUCUCUACCUCAAACAUCGAGAGUCCAUUGCACGUGUCGGUUUCGCAUGGUCAUCUUGAAUUCACUCGACUUCUUCUCGAUCACGACCCCGAACUUGCUGCCGAGGUCGAUGCGUCGCAACGAACGCCCCUCCACCUAGCUUCGGAAAAUGGAGACAUGGAGACCAUUCAAGCUUUGUUGGAGAAGAACACAAGUGCUUGCUUGGCUUAUGAUAACAAUGGGCUGAUUCCUCUGCACUGUGCAGUGAUUCGUGGGGAGAUCAAGAUCAUGCAACAGCUUAUCAAGGCAAGGCCACAAUCCAUUUGGAUGAAGCUCAAAAAUGGUCAAACUAUUCUACAUUUGUGUGUAGAAAAUAAUCAUUUGGAGGCGAUGAAGUUGCUGGUUGAAACAUUUGCGAUGAAUGGUGACAAAGACCUUGUCAACGCAAUUGAUGAUGCAGGAAACACAAUUUUGGAUUUAUCUAUAGUGCUAAGACAAAUUGAGAUGGUGGGUUACUUACUCUCGAUUCCAGAAGUAAAAACAAAAUUUGUAGGCACAAAAAGAUCAUCACCUACUCCAAAAUCAAUCAUCAAACGAAGAAACAGGAAUCUGAAAAUUAUGCAAAGACGAGGAGAAACUGCAUCGUUGUGCAGCAAAAAGAGGAGUGGGAGAAGGUGGGGGAAGGUAUGGAGAAACGAUGAGGAGUACAAAGCGGAAUGGUUUCAAGAAGUGCAAGGCAGAAUGAUGCUGGUGGCGACGGUGAUCGCAACCGUCACUUUUCAAGCCGCAAUCAACCCUCCAGGUGGCGUUUGGCAACAAGACACUCGAUACAAUUCAUCAUCAAGCAGCCACCAUUAUAAUCCCACACCUAACGACGGGACAAUUUUCCCAGCUGGAAGUGCGAUAAUGGCAUACCGGUACCAAGAAGCUCAUUUGGUUUACUUAAUGAUGAACACGGUGUCAUUCUUGGCAUCAGCGAGCGUGAUUCUAUUGAUCAUCAGUCGAUUUCCACUCAAAAAUAAGAUUUGUAGUUGGAUUUUGACACUAACCAUGGGCGCGGCGGUGGCGUUCUUAGCACUUGGAUAUCUACUGGGAGCUAGGUUGGUUAGCCUCAACGACGUGUAUUAUACAAAUGUUAGUGCGUAUAUAGGAUAUUCAAUAGCAUUUUACGUCUGGUUCGGGAUGAUCGCAUUGGUUAAUCUGUGCUACGUUCUUCGAUUUCUGGUUUGGGUGUUCAAAAUUAAAGCUUAUUGCGCAUUUUCACCUCUAAACUUGAAUAAUGAACGAUGAUGCCAUUGCCACACCUUCAAGUUUAAUUCAACCACGCAAUUA
This is a messenger RNA of Momordica charantia (bitter melon), 1683 nucleotides long. RefSeq names its product ankyrin. The record is from RefSeq and is a predicted model, not a curated record. NCBI's taxonomy places the organism in Eukaryota, Viridiplantae, Streptophyta, Magnoliopsida, Cucurbitales, Cucurbitaceae. Gene Ontology annotation, molecular function: protein binding. Gene Ontology annotation, cellular component: plasma membrane.